UAAAAUCUAAUGUAAUCCAAUUUAUUUUUGUUCAUACAUUAAAAGUGUUUGUGUUUGUAAUAAGAUUAAAUAGAAUUCUUAUUAGAUUUCAAAUUUCAAUAAUGUAAAACAUAAUAUCAUUGAUCUGCUGUUGCAAAAAUGUGAUUCUGCAAAUGAAACUAUACCAUCAGUAUGCCGACCUUCUUAACGCCGGGCCGGCACGGCUACAGCGUGCGUUUCUCUCGCACACAUCCAGACUCAUUGGCGGUGGCAACUAGCCAAUAUUAUGGGCUAACCGGUGGCGGCACACUGUUCCUGCUGGAACUUGCACCGGACGGUGCUACAAUAUUAGAGCUGCAGAAGUUGGAAUGGAGUGAUGGACUAUUUGAUGUGACAUGGUCGGGAACGUCAGAUGGUGUGGCCGCGUGCGGCGCGGGCGACGGUGCUAUAAUCAUAUGGAGAGGGGGCUGCUCCGCUCCUCUCCGAGUGCUGAGGGCACACCGGAGUGAAGUGUGCUCGGUGGACUGGCCAAGAGGCCAUCUGCUGAGUGCCAGCUGGGAUACCACGGUGAAGUUGUGGGAUCCAGAAUCGGAAACUUGUCUCAACACGUUCACUGGUCAUUCCCAACUGGUAUACACGGCAGUCUUCUCACCACACUCUCCGGCAACCUUUGCUUCGGUGUCCGGAGAUGGACACCUCAAGUUGUGGACGUGUACGGAGGGACGUCCAGCUGCAGUGGUGAAGGCGCAUGAUGCUGAGGUGCUGUCAUGCGACUGGAGUAGAAUUGACGCGCACGCCUUGGCCACUGCGGGCUCUGACGGUUUGAUCAGAGGUUGGGACUUGAGACGGCUCACAUCACCCAUGUUUACCUUAAAAGGCUGUGAGUGCGCUGUGAGGCGGGUGCAGUUCUCGCCGCAUACGCCAAACGUAGUAGCGGCUGUGUCAUACGAUUUUACUACAAGACUGUGGGACGUAUCCCGUGGCUGCGAUCCUCUAGAGACGAUCCGCCACCACUCGGAGUUCACUUAUGGGCUGGACUGGAACUGCGGUCGCCGUCACCAGCUGGCUGACUGCGGCUGGGACAGUCUCGUGCACGUGUUCACACCGCGGUCGCUGAGCAAUGGAUAGAGCAUAAAACUGGACAUAGGACUGUGAAAAUUAUAGACAUGUUUCAAACAAUGUUUGGAAAAGGAGAUGGGCUAUUCCAAUACAGGACGAAGUAUUAGCAUUAUUGUAAAGUUGAUGUUAUUUUUAACGAAUUUUAUUAACAUUAGAAACCUGUACAUAGUUAUUCCGCUAUAUAAUGUAACGAUGUAAUAUGCUUUUAUAAUAAUAGAAUUUAUAAGAAUGUUUAUGGAAUAUUAUUUUUAUUGUAAUACGUAAAAGCUAAGUUACAACAGAGACUGUUAAUUAUGAUUUUGCAUUUAUUUUUGUUUUUAUUAGAAAUUAAAAAUCGAUAAAGAGAGA
Molecule: messenger RNA, 1446 nt
Organism: Aricia agestis (brown argus)
Lineage: Eukaryota; Metazoa; Arthropoda; Insecta; Lepidoptera; Lycaenidae
Gene: Pex7
Product: peroxisomal targeting signal 2 receptor
Exons: 8
Coding region: 172-1107 (311 amino acids)
Biological process (GO): protein import into peroxisome matrix
Cellular component (GO): cytosol; peroxisomal matrix
Molecular function (GO): protein binding
Source: RefSeq, a predicted model, not a curated record